This is a messenger RNA of Kluyveromyces lactis, 915 nucleotides long. It is a transcript of the gene VTA1, whose product is annotated as Vta1p. Gene Ontology annotation, biological process: late endosome to vacuole transport via multivesicular body sorting pathway. The record is from RefSeq and is a predicted model, not a curated record. The transcript has a single exon. Gene Ontology annotation, cellular component: multivesicular body. NCBI's taxonomy places the organism in Eukaryota, Fungi, Ascomycota, Saccharomycetes, Saccharomycetales, Saccharomycetaceae. Bases 1 to 915 code for a protein of 304 amino acids.
AUGAGCAAUGUAGCGCAGUACAAGAGAGUCAUUAAACUCUCUAAAGAAUUGUCAACUCUUCCUGUUAUAUCUUACUACUUAAAACUAUAUGCGGCAGAGCUAAUAUUGAAUGAGAAGGAGCGAGACGGGGAAGCGACAGAGUUGGUCAUGUCAUUAUUAGACGAUGUAGAGAGCUUUAAAAAUGAGGUGAAUGAUGAAGGUACUAAGAUCCUGUUGAAUGAAAAAGACAAAGCAUUGGCUUUUGUGUUAAAUCUUGCGAUGUCAAUCUAUAACGGAAUCUUAGUACAAAUACAAGAUGAUAGGAUUAAUGACGAUAUAGGAAAGGGGCUAUGGUGCUGUAUAGAUUUGUUUCAAUGCUGUAAACAUAUAUGGGCGGAUAGUAUGGAUGCCAUUGUAAAAGAGCAAUGCGAUAAAAGGAUCAAACAUUCCAAAUACUAUCUUAUGAAAUUGAAAAGGGGACAAUUACAAAGCGACAAGAAGCCCCAAGAAACCACAUCAGAACCUACAAAUAGUAACCCACUAAGCGAAGUGGAAGAUGAAAUCCCAAAUUUUGUCGAGGAUCUAGAGGAUCAGCCGCUAUUCGAAGAGCCAAAAGAUUCGGAAAUAGCACAGCAGCAUGGUCCGUCUCCCUCUUUGAAGGUAGAUGAAUCCGUUGAGAAGUUAAAGCAGCUUGAGUCGCCAGAAGUUCCAAUAAAGUUGCUAACGCCAGAACCGAUCAAAUUAGAAUCACCUAAACCGGCAGUGAGACAUGAUGUUGCUACUUUGAAAGAAAUAAUGUCAAGGGAGCACAGGAUUCAAAAAGCACAACGAAGUGCUAAGUAUGCAAUAAGCGCUCUAAACUAUGACGACAUAGUAACUGCAAAAGCCGAGUUACUGCAAGCUUUUAAGUUGCUUGAAGACUUGACGCCUGAAUAA